AUGCUAUACCGUAUCCUCCCAAGACAGGCCUGGCGCAUCACCACCAGCCGCAUUGUCAGACCUGAAAGGGUCGCACCCUCCAUUCUCAGACCGAUCCGAGCAUUUUCUGCAAAGUCCAUCCUAAGAGCCGAUACACCAAUGGCCGCUCCGACCGACACGGCUGCAGAGGAGGUAAUGAACACAACUGGCAUAACACCAGACUCCCUCACCCAGACCCUGAAAUCCUCUUCGCCGCUGAACCCUACCCACGUUGAGAUUCAGGAUAUUUCUGGUGGUUGCGGUGCAAGUUUCGCUGCCAUCAUUGUGUCGGAUGAAUUCAAGGGAAAGUCAGCCCUGCAGAGACAUAGACUGGUCAAUGGAAUAUUGAAAGAGGAGAUCAAGGCUGUGCAUGCCUGGACGCCGAAGUGCUUGACGGUAGAGCAGUGGGACAAGGAGAAGAGUAAUCACUGA
Molecule: messenger RNA, 450 nt
Organism: Lithohypha guttulata
Lineage: Eukaryota; Fungi; Ascomycota; Eurotiomycetes; Chaetothyriales; Trichomeriaceae
Exons: 1
Coding region: 1-450 (149 amino acids)
Biological process (GO): intracellular iron ion homeostasis
Cellular component (GO): cytosol; nucleus
Molecular function (GO): 2 iron, 2 sulfur cluster binding
Source: RefSeq, a predicted model, not a curated record